AUGAUCCUGCUUCUGCUCAAUUAUUUUGAUGAGAAGGAGGAGUCUAUGUUCAAUUAUGUAGACGAUACAUGUCUGGCUGAAGAAGUCCAGCUGGAACAACUGCCAUUGACACCAGCCGUUGUUGUCUGUGGGCAGUCCUGCUAUUCAGCCACUAGGUACAUGCUGAGUGUAGACCGGGAGAUCACAAAUGGAACCAUCUCUUCAUUCAUAUCUGCUCUGUGCCUCAUGUUUGGGAGCUUCUACUGCUUCAAUAUACACUAUCCGUCUGGACUGGGUUCCACUCUUGAGUUUCUUCAAAGAUGCUUCUUCUCCAUAAAUCCUGAAAAAGGAACCAAAGUGGAGAAUAACAAGAGACAUCUCAACAUGAACCCCCGAGUACUCGCCCUGAUACAGGAACUUUCUGACCAUGAGUGGCGUUAA
This is a messenger RNA of Knipowitschia caucasica, 420 nucleotides long. Lineage: Eukaryota; Metazoa; Chordata; Actinopteri; Gobiiformes; Gobiidae. The record is from the annotation of a GenBank genome assembly.